This is a messenger RNA of Rhodamnia argentea, 2352 nucleotides long. RefSeq names its product ataxin-2 homolog. The transcript has 3 exons. The record is from RefSeq and is a predicted model, not a curated record. The coding region runs from base 372 to 2006 and encodes 544 amino acids. NCBI's taxonomy places the organism in Eukaryota, Viridiplantae, Streptophyta, Magnoliopsida, Myrtales, Myrtaceae.
UGGGGACGAGGCACAUCUCUGAGAUACUGACUCUGUUCUCCUCGCGCGUCAGCCUCAGACAGUCACCGACCUCUUAUCCUCGAUUCUUUCGGACGUCGAACGGCGGAGAAAAAUCUCAGCUUUAAAUUUCCCACAUGUUAAACGCGUUUCUCCACGCCCGCAAAAGCCAUUUCUGUAUUUCCCCUCUCUUGUUUCUUUGACAAGCAAAAGAGCUGCUGCACACGAACCUUCCGCUCCGUCUCUGUCCACACCCAUAACCCGCCCCCCUUUAUCAACCCCCUCUCUCUGUCCUCUCUACACGCAGACGAAAACCCUGAAACCCCCAUCGCCUUUCAUCUUCUGAAUCUCCGUUCCCGUGAUCGUAUCGAGAAAUGGCGACUGGGUCGUCGGGCCGCGCCAAUUCCGGGUCCAAGGGCUUCGAUUUUGCCUCCGACGACAUCCUCUGCUCUUAUGAAGACUUCGCUAACCAGGAAUCUUUUCAUGGAAGCCAUUCCGAUCCCCCGAUCCCUACCGACUCCGCCAAGGGUAUUCAUAAGAAUAGACUUGUGAGGCCAGUGGCAUAUGCCCCCCCUUCCUGUAGCCGGCCAGAAGAUUCUUCAAUUCAGAAUGUGGUUUCCACUGUUGAGAAAAGCAUGAAAAGAAAUGCAGACAGUAUCAUGUGCUUUCUUGAGGGAAUCAGUUCUCGGUUGUCGCAGUUGGAAUUGUAUUGCUACAAUCUUGACAAGUCAAUCGGGGAAAUGCAUUCUGAAUUGACCCGUGAUCAUGAUGAAGCAGAUAUGAAGCUCAAAUCUCUUGAGAAACAUGUUCAGGAGGUUCAUAGAUCAGUUCAGAUCCUGAGAGACAAACAAGAACUUGCUGAAACUCAGAAAGAACUGGCCAAGCUUCAUUUUGUGCAGAAGGAUGCCUCCUCUUCAAGCCAAUCUCAAACCAACGAGGAGAAAUCCCCCACCUCCGGUUCCAACAAGACCGAAUGUAUGUCUGAUGCAUCGAAUCAGCAACUGGCUCUAGCACUGCCUCAUCAACUAGUGCCACAGCAACAGCCACAGCCACAACCAGUGUCACUUACCUCACAGGCUCCUCCUCAAAAUGUGUCUCAACCACAGUCCUACUAUUUGCCUCCUGUGCAGAUGCAAACCAUGACAGCCUCAACUCAAAUGACUCGAACACAAUAUAUGCCUUCUGAUCCUCAAUGUUGUGCUCGCCAAUCUCCCCAAGUGCAAAAUGUAUCCAGCGUUCCGGCACAGCCUAUUCAGCCACAAGUGCAUCAGACGUUGCUGCCUCAGUCAUUCUCUCAUUAUCAGCAGCAGUGGUCUCGGCCAUUACCACAGCAGGGGCCAGUGCCACCACAGCAACAGUCAUCUGCACAAGCUCAGAUCGUAGCACCAUCAAUGGUCUAUCCUCCACCGAGCCAACCGACAACGCCAGCUCCUAAAGAAGCACCUCUGAGCACUGUACAUAUGCUAGGUCAAUAUUCAGGAAUUCCAGCAACAGCUUCUGGUCGUCCUGAGAAUGUGGCCAUUGGAUAUGGUGACCCUGGUAGAACUAUUCAGCAGCAGCAGCAGCAGCAGCCUCCACCUCAUGCUAUCAGGAGUACUUUUAUUAUGCAGAACAAUGAUGGUUAUGGAGCUGCUGGGCCAAACCCUUCCAUGUCUCCCGGGAAUACAUAUAUGGUGUACAAUGGCGAAGGCGGAAGGGUGCACCAUGUGCCUCAACAACCUCCCUUACCCCAAGGCCCGUAUUUUCAGACGAACAUCUCCUAUCAGAAUCCGCAAUCCACACCACCCCCUAAUCACGUCGUGCGAAAUCCGGCAUAUCCGCAGUUUGUUAGGAAACAUGCCGAUAAUGAGUUGGUUGAUAGGUUAGUGGGCAAAGGUUUCCGAGUUGACCAUGUUGUAAGUGUGAUUCAGAGAAUGGAGGAGAGUGGACAGCCAGUGGAUUUCAACUCUGUGCUUGGUAGGUUGAGCGUGCCCUCUUCAGGAAAUCCUCAGAGAGCCUGGUCUGGGUAAUACCCCGGGCUCUGAGUUCUGGCUGCAAGAGAUUGCUGUUGCAGGCUUUAUGGAAUAAAUGGCGAAACUAUUUGCAUCAUGCCGUCAUGUAUGUUUUCGGAAUGAUGGCUCUACUUUUGACUCGGUGGAUAUGUCAUCUUUGUUGCUGAGGAUGAUCCGAGCAAAUGGCUUAUGUGGAUUAGAUUUUCAAUUCAUCUCCAGGGAUCAUUAGUCUGAUAUGUUAUGUUUGAUCCCACAAUUGAGCUGCUUCGUAGUAAGCAAACGAAUGCACAUGGGUUUUUCUUCUAAUGUGCUGGUUCAUGUUGUAUUUGGAGUUAGUCACACAGGCAAGACUAUGUUUCGGGCU